Messenger RNA from Vigna angularis (adzuki bean), 1609 nucleotides. RefSeq lists its product as uncharacterized. Gene Ontology annotation, molecular function: glucosamine 6-phosphate N-acetyltransferase activity; monosaccharide binding. Gene Ontology annotation, cellular component: Golgi apparatus; endoplasmic reticulum; endoplasmic reticulum-Golgi intermediate compartment. NCBI's taxonomy places the organism in Eukaryota, Viridiplantae, Streptophyta, Magnoliopsida, Fabales, Fabaceae. Gene Ontology annotation, biological process: UDP-N-acetylglucosamine biosynthetic process. The transcript is spliced from 5 exons. The record is from RefSeq and is a predicted model, not a curated record. Bases 79 to 1353 code for a protein of 424 amino acids.
GGUGGAAAUCAGAGGAGCAGAUUCAGUUUCAUUAUCUCAUUUCAAUCUUGUAGCAUUGUCCAAGCACAGAUAAUAAAAAUGGCGGCAAUGGGAGUUGCAGCACAAACGCAGUUACAGUUAGAGAAACGUGUGUUAGAGGGUUUCACUUCGAGAUCCAUGGAAUUGAAAUGGGUUAGUCGAAGAAGCAGCAAAAGCUCACAGCUUGAGAAGACGAAGAAGCAGUUGAGACCGCUUUUCCCAAUUUACAUUUCCACCGACCCACGCCACGUCGAUCCUCUCCGUCUCCGGGACCUCUUCACCGAUUGCAACUACUCCACCCAAAGAUUUCCGACCCGACCCGGACCUGAUCCCGUGGACAUCCACAAGCUCCGCAUUGCUCUGUCUCACAGCGCCGUGGUUGUGUCCGUCUUCUGCAACCUCCGCCACGUAAACGGCGUGGUUCCAUAUCAAGACAAUUUAUCGUCUUCUUUAAUGGCGGAUUUCUUCACGCCGGUUUCUCCUUCACGUGAUCAAUUGGUCGGGUUUGGCCGUGCCGUUUCCGAUUAUGGCCUCACCGCUUCGAUUUACGAUGUCGUGGUUAUGCCUUCCUUGCAGAGAAUGGGAAUUGGUCGGAUGAUAGUUAAAAAAAUUGCCAGAGUGCUUGCAAAUAGAGACAUAUACGACAUAGCAGCCCUAUGCUCAGAGAAUGAAAGGUUAUUUUUUAAGGCGUGUGGAUUUGGGGACGACAUUUUGAACUCCACUACCAUGAUGUACAGAAGAACUGUUCCAUUAAUAACCCAGGAAGGAAACAAGGAUGGAAUUUUGCUCUUAGAUAAUGGAGAUAGUACCCAAUUCAACAUAGAGGGAGUAGUAAGGCAAGCAUACCGUCGGAAACCUCAAGCAUCAAUCCAUCAGCCAGAAGAUCAUGUACAUACAAACGUCCCAGACUACCAUUCAGAACCAUUCACCACUACAAACUAUUAUAAUCCAUAUCUGGGUGAAGCAAGCUACCAUGAGAUGGGUGAACCAAGCUACCAUGAGACAGGAGAAACGAGUUACCAAGAGGUGGGUGAACCAAGCUACCAUGAGGCAACUGGACCAAGCUAUCUGCUGCCUAGAACAAUAACUCCUCCUCCACCGCCCCCACCAUCAAAUGUUGGUUAUAUUCCCACCUUUCUCCCAAUAAAUGAUGGCUUGUCUCCAAGCUACACAGACAUGUCAACAGCCAGGGCAGUCCUUGGUAAGAGGGUAAAUGCAGGAGGUGCAAUGGGGUUAGGUGCUGGAGCACUAGCUGCUGGUGCUGUAAUAUUUGGUGAUGACUUCAUGUCAGGAUUUGAUGUUCCUUCGGACCUAGAAAUGGAUCCUCCUUUCUGAACAAGAUUUGAUCAGCUUUAAGUAAUUAUAUUUGGCUGCACAUAGCCUUCUGGCAAACCCUUUAUGGUCAUUGUAUACGGUCUCCACUUCCACAUUCUUACGUGUUCUUCUGUUAGAGAAAUGGCGUGUUUCAUUUACUAUCAAGUUAUUUGUUACUUUGUAACUAGCAAUAUUUUCUUUCAGUGACAACUUUUCUUUUAGUAUCUUAAUAUCAAAAUAAUAGAUCAGGAUCUGCGCAAGAUCCUAUUUUAUUGCA